Diprion similis is the source of this 2579-nucleotide messenger RNA. It is a transcript of the gene Mad1, whose product is annotated as mitotic spindle assembly checkpoint protein MAD1. The transcript has 7 exons. The coding region runs from base 235 to 2295 and encodes 686 amino acids. The record is from RefSeq and is a predicted model, not a curated record. Lineage: Eukaryota; Metazoa; Arthropoda; Insecta; Hymenoptera; Diprionidae. Gene Ontology annotation, biological process: mitotic spindle assembly checkpoint signaling; attachment of mitotic spindle microtubules to kinetochore. Gene Ontology annotation, cellular component: nuclear envelope; mitotic spindle; kinetochore.
UCGCAGGGCUUAUACUGUACGUGCAAAUGUGUGUUUGAAUUGUGUAGUAAGAAGUAUAAACAUAUUUAUUCAUACAGUGAUAGUUGCCGGUGAAACACGUAGGUUACGGCAGCAUUUUACGAUUUUUCUAGGAAGCCGCAGAACUGAAUCAGUUUGUUGAUGCGGCAUCUGAAUCAACCCUCAAGAGGUUACCUUUUCGUAAACAACAUUUAAAACUUUUUAAAAUUCAAAAUCAUGGGCGACGACGAUCCAACCUGUGUCGUCAAAAUGAUCAAGGAUCUGCGAUCAGGUUCUGGAGGCUAUCAACGCAACAGUCUAACGUCUUCUGGGCUACGCUUGUCUUCGGCGUCUUACAUUCCCUCUUCUUCUAUCAUCGGUGACAUCGACAGUGAUGACAGCAAACGUACCCCAAAACGACCUAGGCUAGAUGAAACAAAUACCAGUCUUAACAGAUCUAGUCUGGAUGGCGUACCUGGAAGCCCUUGGGAAUGGAGAAGGUUGAGAGGAGAGGUAAUUUCGUUGCGAACAAGACUGUCUCACCAAGAAGCAACGGUGGAUCAGCUCCAUGGUGUCAGGAGGCAAAUGGAACAAGUCUUUGACAAAGAAAAAAAAUUGUUUGAAAUGCAGGCUGAGCAAGAUAAACAGUCAAUAAAACUUUUAGAAGCUAGAUUGGACAUGGCUCGGCGAACGAUACAAGAAGCUAAAGAGGCUCAGGCUAAUGCUGAAAAAGAGGCUGCUCAGGUCAAGAUGAAACUAGACCAGAAAACCCUUGCAUUGAUGAAUGACAAUACAAGACUUCAGGAUGAAACUAGACAAGCGAACAACCAGCAUCAGCAACAAUUCAAAACGAGUGAUUGUAAUGAGGAUGUGACAGAAAAAACACUGAAGCUCGAAGCUGCUGAAAAUAGAAUCUUACAACUAGAAGAGAGCCUCAGAGAAGCCAGAAGUGGCCAACAGAAGAGUGAGUUGCUGGAAUUAGAAGUACAAAAUUUGAAGAUGAAAAUUGAAAAGUUAGAAUCCGAACGAUCGUUGUGUGAAGAGGGCAAAGCAAUGGCGGCUAGAGCUGCACGUGCUAGCGAUCUAGAGCGAGAACUUCAUGCUGCCAAUAAACUGGUUUCUACUUUGCGAGAAGCGGUAAAAGGAAAGUUGCUGCUCGAAGAACAAAUCUGCAGCAUGCAGCAAAGGGUUCAGCAUACGGAAAAGUUGGAGCUGCGAAUUGCAAAACUGGAAGCACAGCGGGCGGAGCUACUGUCACAAAUUAGGGAGUAUGAGUCGAUUGGCAUUACUGGUGGACCGAUAGCGAUAAAAAAAGAAUUACAGCGGUUGCAACAAACCGAACUGAUCUUAACAGCCGAAGAAGGUCAAUUGAAGUCAAAGAUGGAAUCUGCACAGAGAGAAUGUCAAAACCUUAGUAAGAAAUACGAGGAGGUCAAGAUGAUAGCAAACGACAUGACAGUUGUCAGGGAAAAAUUAAACAAGUUGGUCAGUAGGCUACAAAAGAAAAUGAUGCUAGUUACCCGAGAACGAGACAGUUACAGACAGCAACUCGACUUGUAUGAAAAAGAAAUGACUGUUGAUGGCCAUAGCGUACUUACAGAACGUGUACCGGCCUUGGAACGAGCCAUAGACGGAUACAGGGAGCUUGUCACCAAAUUAGAGUCAGAUUUAGAAGCUGCCGAGGAUUGUGUACAAAAGGGUCAGUGUCAAAGGUUACGAGAAGAAAUUGAGAGACUCCAGGGUGAGCUAGAACACAGAGCGCUAAAAGGAGAUUUCAAUUGCAAUGCAAGGAUCCUUCACUUCAAGAUGAAUCCAGCCGCUCUGGCAGAGAAACAGGCGGAAGAAAAGUACGAAGCUCUUCUACGAGAGGUCGAGGAACUCAGAGCUAGAACAGCCUCUGGUACUUUGAAUCUCGGACCCAUAGGAUCAUCUGUUCAAGCUCAAGAAAUCGCCGAGCUGAAGCAGACUAAUGAGAUCAAGAUCACUCGUCUGAAAGAAGCGUUCAAGGCAGCUUCGCAGGAAUACCGUCAGGCUUGUUAUCAGCUCUUUGGAUGGCGAGUCGACAGGACAAAGGAGGGACGAUAUAAGCUGUCAAGUCAGUACGCAGAGUCGCCGGACGACUUUCUAUUCUUCCAAGUUGGCGAGGAUGGCGUUGAUCUUUUAGAAACUGAUUUUUCUGCAACUCUCAGUAGCCUCAUAGAGUGUCACCUACAAAGACAGCACAGUGUCCCAAUGUUCAUAAAUGCCGUUCAAGUGGAACUUUUCUCCCAACAAACCGCUGCGACUGUGACAAGUUGAACUGAUCCUCAUAUGAAUAUUACAAUAACUGAGUAUAAUGCAACUCAUUAAAAGCUGUCGAUUAUUGCGAUUCAAAAAUGAUGAGUUAACUCUUUAAAUAUGUGAUUCGUACGUAGCUUAAACCCUCGUACGUACGAAUAAAUACUUCAACAAAUUUUUAGUACGGUGUUAAAGUAUCGUGAAAAUCGAUCUGAGAUUCCAUAAUCAAUGUCUACAAUUAUGAUUGAUAUUAUUACUUUUCAUAUUAUGCAUAUAAUUACUUUUUAUUUGACGCAAAUGAAUAU